UGAGCUCAGAGGAAGUGCCUGUUAAAGGGGUCGCGCACAUUCUCAGCAGCCGAGCCAAAAUCCAAUGCUGAGUUUGAAAUUUUUUUCUUUUGCAUUGGCUGAGAGGAGAAAAACUCGCACAAAAAUAUUUACUUUUCUUGUAAAGUUAGAAAAAUAUCUAUUAUUCUUGUGAAGGAAGUUUAAAGGGAAUGCGCCGUUGGAAUGGUCUUUAACCCUUGCACUUCGCAGCGUUGUUGAACCAGUGCAGCCCAGCCGGGUCAGAGGUCAAUAAGAUGGCGGUGCUCAUCUCCUUGGUCAGAGCCUAUGCUCAAAGCGGAUUUUUGGCUUUUCCACAGCCGGCAUUUAUUACGUUGAGAUAUGCAUCCAAAAAGGCAGGAGGCAGUUCCAAAAAUCUGGGUGGCAAGAGCCCAGGUCAACGUUACGGAUGGAAGAAGGCAGAUGGGGAUUUUGUUCAUACUGGAAACAUUCUGGCAACUCAGCGCCUGAUUCGAUGGCAUCCAGGAGCCAAUGUAGCAAUAGGUCGGAACAAGACUCUCGUUGCUCUUGAGGAUGGCAUUGUCCGUUAUACUAAGGAGAUCUACAUCACACCACCCCGCAGCUUGGAGACUAUGAAAGUGAUCUCUCGCCUCCCAAAGGGGGCAGUUCUUUACAAGACAUUUAUCAAUGUGAUCCCCAACAGGCAGGAAGGUUGCUUUAAGCUGGUGGAUAUGCUUUGAUCCUGUGGAAUGGUUUUCUUGUAUAACAGAUUGUUGGCCAUUAAAUGACCAAUGAACUCC
This is a messenger RNA of Carcharodon carcharias (great white shark), 776 nucleotides long. RefSeq names its product mitochondrial ribosomal protein L27 (gene mrpl27). Lineage: Eukaryota; Metazoa; Chordata; Chondrichthyes; Lamniformes; Lamnidae. Gene Ontology annotation, biological process: translation. Gene Ontology annotation, cellular component: ribosome; mitochondrial large ribosomal subunit. The coding region runs from base 273 to 716 and encodes 147 amino acids. The transcript has 4 exons. Gene Ontology annotation, molecular function: structural constituent of ribosome. The record is from RefSeq and is a predicted model, not a curated record.